Messenger RNA from Paracoccidioides brasiliensis Pb18, 366 nucleotides. RefSeq lists its product as uncharacterized. The transcript is spliced from 2 exons. The record is from RefSeq and is a predicted model, not a curated record. Bases 1 to 366 code for a protein of 121 amino acids.
AUGUUCAAUCAGACUGUGCAAAAAUCUAGAACUUACCGCACCCCCUUUACACAUCCUUCCCUCGAUCAAGUUUUCAGUUGGAUGUCUUCACGAGCUAGUUGUGGGCCAGUUGAGAUGGAGCUACCUCCUCGACGUAUUCUAAACGCAGCGUCCUGGGAAGAGCAGUCUGAGUUGAGAGGAUCUCAAUGGCAGGGUUCUAGAGCGGACAAUCAAGGUAAAGGACACCGACCCAGGCUUCCCCUCACGUGGCUUACACUAUCGGGAGACAUGGUAUCCACCGUGGGCACAGAAAAUGGUUGCUGGUUACAAAACGUGGAGGACGAUGUCACAGGCAAACAUGGAAUGGGGAAAACGACAGCGGAGUGA